This is a messenger RNA of Dujonia railenensis, 2088 nucleotides long. Lineage: Eukaryota; Fungi; Ascomycota; Pichiomycetes; Serinales; Debaryomycetaceae. The record is from the annotation of a GenBank genome assembly.
AUGAUUCCUAGCGACGAUUCCUUUAUUAGUGAUGAAGAAGAAGAAUUCUGCCCACUUUGCGUGGAAGAAAUGGAUAUUUCAGAUAAAAACUUCAAGCCUUGCCCAUGUGGUUAUCAGAUCUGUCAGUUUUGUUACAAUAACAUUCGUCAGAAUCCAGAGUUAAACGGUAGGUGCCCCGCCUGUAGAAGACUUUAUGACGACGAAAGUGUCGAGUACAAGUCCAUCAGCACGGAAGAAUACCGCUCGCAGCAGGCCAAGCGUGAAAAAAGAGAAAGAGAGAAGAAGCAAAAGGAAAAGGAAAAGAAGGAGAAUGAAAUGGCCAACAAGAAGCACUUGGCAGGUUUAAGAGUGGUGCAGAAGAAUUUGGUCUACGUUACUGGCUUGAACCCGCCUUGUAGUGCGGAUGAUUUGCAUUCUGUUUUAAGAUCUGACAAAUACUUCGGACAGUAUGGGAAGAUCUCUAAAAUAGUCAUAAAUAGAAAAACCCCGGGCCCUGGUGGAAACAGCGGUAAUAACCCUGGAGGACAGCUUGGCGCAAUCCCGAAUUUACCAGCCUCAGCUAUGGCAUCAUCAGCAAGCCACCUGAACUCAGGUCUUGUAGUUUACGUUACAUUUGUGAAGAAAGAGGAUGCUUUGAAGUGUAUUAAUGAGUUAGACGGAUCGUUGUGUGAUGGUAGAGUGUUACGAGCUGCACAUGGUACCACCAAGUACUGUUCGUCCUACCUUAGAGGUCAUCCAUGUCCUAAUCCUAAUUGUAUGUUCUUACAUGAGCCUGGUGAAGAAGCAGACUCGUAUACCAGAAAGGACUUAUCUACCCAACAGGGUAUCAAGAUGGGUAUGAUGGGAAUGGGAUCUUCUAAACAUCAACAGAACCUGUCAUUACAUGGACAAUCUGGUAAUACAAGUCAAAACGAAAGCGGGGACGAGUACGACCAACAUACUGUCAGUGGUGGUAAUUCAGAUGAGGAAGGGGAAGGUUUAGAAUCAAAUCUCUUGCAUAAUCAACAAACUGCGGCUGCAGCUGCUGCGGUUGCGGCUGCCGCUGCUACAACUGGAGCUAUUGGAGCUAACUCUGUUCCUGGUCCUGUAUUACCUGCUAGUGCGCAUUGGGCUAAAGGUUCCAACUCUGCAAGUGUUUCGCCUGCGGUCAACAAUAAUGCAGCAUUAGCAAAUGUUGCUGCUUUCCCUACCUUGGGAGAAAUCUUCAAGGAACAGAAAAACCAACAAAGCAAGGACUCCAAACAAACAAAAGCAAAGAACGUCAACAAAUCUUCAAUCUUACUUCCCGAUGAUAUUGAUAUUGAUGACGACUCUGCAAUUCAAUUUAUUGAGGAUACAACUAGGCACUUGAAGAAUCUUUCUGAAAAGAAAGAAAAAUUGGCAGUUCAUUUCAAGAAAUUGAGUACUGGAGGUUCGAGUAUUCCAUUAUUUUCAUUCAAUAAAAGCGUAGAAUACACUAACAAUACAAAGCUCGAAGAAGAAAAGUUAAUUGCAAGACAGGUUAUUGAAAGAUUUAUUUUAAGACCGAUUAAGAAUUACCAUUUAGCAUAUCAAAAUCACCCUAUUAGUCAACAGCAGAUAUUGUUACAACAGGCUCAGCUUCAACAACAGCAACAACAGCAACAAGUUCAAGCUCAACAAGCGCACUUGACUCCAAGCAUCCAAGUAGCUCAAUUGCAGCAAUUGCAAUUAGAACAGCAGAAGAGGGCCCUAGAAGGUCAACAACAAGGAGGAAAUACACCUAAUUCUAGCCACAUUAAUGUAAAUGAGGAACCUCAUCAAUACCAUCAGCACUUGUUAUUGCAACAGUUACAGCAGCAACAAGCUCAGCAACAGCAACAGCAACAACUCCAACAACUUCAAUUCCAACAAGCUCAAUCCCAGCAAUUUCAACAACAAGGUCAAGCACAGGUGAAUAUGUUGAAAAUGAAUGAAAGAUCUUCCAAUGCUACCCCACCACCACCGGGAUUGUUUGCAGGAGGCAUGAAGCAAGCACAAGGUCCUCCUCAGCAACAGGUUUCCAACUCAGCCGGAAAUCAAUCCUCUUCUUCUCAAUUGUUAACACAAUUAAUGAGCGGAAAGAAGUAA